Messenger RNA from Stegodyphus dumicola, 795 nucleotides. RefSeq lists its product as uncharacterized. Lineage: Eukaryota; Metazoa; Arthropoda; Arachnida; Araneae; Eresidae. The record is from RefSeq and is a predicted model, not a curated record.
AUGGCACCACCAAAAAGAUAUGUAAGGAAAUUAGAUGAGGAAUUGCAAAGCGAGAAUCCGAACCUAGAAGUGUUGCAAGAAUCACUUUCAGUGUUAAUCGAGAGAGAAACUAGCUUGUUAAAAUAUGAUGAAGUUAUUAAUGCUCAAAGCACUGUUCAGGAAUUAGAGACAGAAGUAGAACAUUGUUUAGAAUACAGCGAAUCCAUCAUUAGAUGUAAAUCUAAAGUCAAUAGAUAUAUUCAAAAUGUGGGUAAAACCGGAACAACUUCACAAGUUUCGGAAAUCAAAACUAAUUAUAAUACUAAAUUGCCUCGCAUUACCUUAGAAACUUUCAGCGGCGAUUUAUGUAAAUUUACUGAAUUUUGGGCUCAGUAUAAAGCUGCCAUUCACGAAAACAAUACGCUUCAAGAUGUUGAGAAGUUUAACUAUUUAAGAUCUUUACUCACCGGUUCAGCUGCAAAAGCUAUAAGCGGAUUGCCAUUAAUAGGAGAAAACUAUAUAAAGGCCAUCGAAAUCUUAACUGACAGAUUUGGGAAAAAAGAAAUAUUAGUUAGCGCGCAUAUGAACGUUCUACUAGCUUUAGAGCCAGUACGCCGUUCAAGUGAUGUAUCCAGUUUAAGAAAACUAUAUGAUGAAAUAACAGUUCAAACAAGAAGUUUAGAGACAUUAGAUAUUAAUUUUAAUUCUUACGGCAAUCUAUUACUUCCUAUUUUAUAUAAGUGUAUACCGCAAGAUUUAGUGUUACAGUUUAGUAGGGAGCAAAAGGUCGACACAGAGUCAACAGUGUCAGUCUAA